UAUGUUUUGAGAUUGCAUUGUUCAACAUGCCGGAUGAGGAUCAGGACGGCGCCGCAAAGAAGCGUGCGCGGGGUGAAGAGGAAGAGUUGGGCGAUGGUGGCUCUGCUGAUGCAGGACCAGCCAAGAAAGCCAGGACAGAGGAGGAUGCCGCAGGAGAAGAUCAGGACGGCGCCGCAAAGAAACCUCAACGGGAUGAAAAGGAAGAGCAGGCUGAUGGAGGCUCUAGUGACGCAGGACCUUCCAAGAAAGCCAGGACAGAGAAUGCUGCAGGUGCAGAGGUAGGAGAUGCAGCAACGAACAGAGGCCCUUCAAUACCCACUGAUGCUGCAGAUGCGACUGAAGCUGGACCUACAGAAGCAGCAGAGACUGGCGCUGGUGAUGUUAAGGUAGCAAACGAGGAAGAGAAUUUGUCUGCAGAUGAGCCAAAGAAGAUUGGGUACAAGCUGUUCAAGGAUGGCAAGGAGGCAGCCACCUACUUCCGCACCCUGCUGAAUGCUCUGACGCAGAGGCAGCCUCUGAAUGAGUAUGAAUUCCACAUGGUGCUGGAGCUGCUCAAGAAUGGUCACCCAGAGCCUGAGAAGAAGAUGGGGAGUGGAGUUAAGGCCAUAAUAGUCCGCAAGCACCAGACUGAGGACAGCAACUGCUUCUUCCUACUUCGCACGGACGGCUCCAUGGACGACUUCUCUGUCUUCAAGUGCAUCAACCGCCUCUUCCCCGCCUUCGGCAAGGGGAGGGGAUCCAUGGAUGUGUGCAACGCUGGUGGCAGUGCUUGUGCGAUGUUCUUUAAACGGUCAUGCAUGUUAUGCAGUCUGGGGAGAACAGCGGGGGCACGCGUGGACGAGGUCGGGGCCGGGGCCGGGGCGGACGAGGGCGUGGCCGCGGGCAGAGCCGAGGGCAAGGCGGGCCUGGCGGCAGGGAAGGCAGGAGGGGCGGACGCAGGGGAUGAAUUUGAUAGCCUGAUGCUUGUGAUUGGCAGUGUUUUCCUUAUUAUCUAUGGAUGUAGCGAGUGGGAUGAGCUGAAGUGUGGGUGCUCUGAAGUUAGAGUCCUGGCCAGCGAUGUGUCGUCCUGCAUGGCAUGAGUUGCAUGUCCACAAAUGCGUGAGCCAAAUUCAUAAAGGUGCCAGUCUAGGGACCACAUUUUCUAUCGCAGAGAGUAUCAAACUCCCCAGUGCACCUCUUGAAGGCGCGAUAGAACUUCCAAUUGGGGGCAUUUUUAAAUGGAUAGCGAUGCUUUGAGAGCCUCUGUUCUCUGAUGUUCAGGAUAAGGAUGCCUUCAGUCCUGUAGUACGUUUCAUUUGAAAAUACAUUGCUCUGCAUGAUUCGAUAGUGCCUCAACAGAGACCCAGGGAUGGCAGCGGGCAUUUUUCAUCGCCGUAUGUGGCAACCUCAGGGGUUAUUGAUCUGCCCAGUACUUUUGGCGGUUGAUAUGGGUGUAUGUCUUGGGCGAGUUCUCUGUCUUGCUAGAACCGCGUCCCAGCACCCAGAGACAUGAGCCCAAUCCCAGAUGGGAUCGCCCUGUUACUUGGUAAGAAUUGAAACGAAUGCAGACGAA
Coccomyxa subellipsoidea C-169 is the source of this 1552-nucleotide messenger RNA. RefSeq lists its product as hypothetical. Lineage: Eukaryota; Viridiplantae; Chlorophyta; Trebouxiophyceae; Coccomyxaceae. The coding region runs from base 27 to 1079 and encodes 350 amino acids. The record is from RefSeq and is a predicted model, not a curated record. The transcript has 9 exons.